Molecule: messenger RNA, 1242 nt
Organism: Leptosia nina
Lineage: Eukaryota; Metazoa; Arthropoda; Insecta; Lepidoptera; Pieridae
Source: the annotation of a GenBank genome assembly
AUGGCAGCACUAAUCAGUACACCAUGCUCUGGUUUCCUUGUCGAUUUCCUGGGAAGAAAAUAUUCGUGCAUACUCUUCGCUUUGCCCCAGUGUAUCGCAUGGAUUAUAAUCUCAACGUGUCACCAAGUUGAAGGUAUACUGGCUGCGAUGUUUAUAUCCGGUCUCAGUGGCUGCAUCUUCAUGAUAGCUCCCGUGUUCAUCUCGGAAUUCUGUGAAGAGUCUAUCAGGGGAAUGAUGACGUCAGCAGUCUUAAUCUUUUAUGGGUUGGGCAUGCUGAUGUCCUAUUUACUAGGAGGCUGUCUUGGUUACAAUACCUUGAACUACGCGUGUCUAAGCAUCACAGUUACUGGUGUAGUGCUUCUUAACUUUUUGAAGGAAUCGCCGACUGCUUUAAUGAAGAAGGGAUUGGAAAAGGAAGCUGCAAAGUCAGUAGCAUUCUAUCGAGGUGAGAAAGUCAACUCGAAGGUGGUGAUGCAAGAGAUUGAUACGAUAAGAAGAGCUCUCAACCCGGACCUAGAACUUAACGAUGCGACAGCUUUUGAAGAAGAAACUUUGAAACCACCGAUACCGAGUGAAAAGCUGUCGUUCUGGCAAUUCUUCAAAAAAUCGCGUUCUACACGUCGGGCCCUGUUUUUGUGUCUCAUCUUGUACACAGCGGCGAUAUUCCAAGGUCUUAUUGUAGUCCAAGUAUACGCACAGCCAUUAUUCGAGGAAGCCGUCCCGAAUGUGUCGACGACUUUAUCAAGUGUCAUAUUCGCAGUUGUGGUGAUUAUGGCGGGAUUUUUAGCAAGCUACCUAGUGGAGAAGGCUGGAAGGCGGACGCUCAUGAUAAAUUCUUCGAUCGGUGCUGGUGUCUGCUGUGUGGUACUAGGAUCACAGAUACAAUUCCACUGGGGUCCACACUGGGUGUCUUCUAUCUUCCUUUAUACGUACUGUGUUGCUUAUUCUUUGGGCGCUGGUACUAUACCAUUAGUACUUAUUGCAGAGGUGUUUUUGCCUGAGGUAAAAGGAAUAGUAUCGAUGAUAUCAAUAGAGUGGGCGUGGAUAUGCAACUUCAUUAUUCUAUUUAUGUUCAACCCCAUCGUAGCGGCUUACGGUCUAGGACCUAUAUUUUACUUCUUCGGAGUUACGUGCUUUUUAACAGCUGUUUAUUGCGUCUUUUUCUUGCCAGAAACCAAGGGACUGACAGUCGAUGUCAUCCAAACAUUAUUUUUGAAGCGUCGAAGUGAAGCAAAAGUAUGA